GAAGCGCAAUGGCUGAUGGGAGGUGUAGUUUCUGAGGAGCAGGAGGCUCCAGCGGCGCAGACGGGCCAUAGGGCCCCAGCGGGACUACAAAUCCCAGAGAGGAGCGGGAGGGAGCGGGGCAGGGCGCCGCCUCAGGGCGGGGGGUACGAAAGGGAGCCGGUUGGAGUCGGCUGUUGCCAACGGCUUUUGGGUCCGCUCGCUCAGGAAUCGGAGUUAGAAUGUUGUAUGGAUGCAAUGGAGACCAAUACCACCUGUCUAGCCGAGAACCAGUGCAGUCCAGGCUGCUACAGGCGGUGGAAUGAAGAUGGCAGCAGCAGCUGCAUCAAAUGUGAUAACGAAACUGUCGCUGCCACUCCGGCGUACAACCUGACUGACUGCCGAAACAGUUCCCUUGUAGACGGUGCCAGAGAAAUGAAUUCCCAGAUGAAUCUAACUACCGUAACCCCAGUUACUCUGGGUGUAGGGGGCCCAGAAGUAGCCGCUUCUCUUAUCUUUGGGACGUUCGUCAUCAGCCUCUUCCUCAUACUGUGCGUUGCUUCGUUCUUCUACCUCAAACGUGCCAACAAACUUCCAAAUCUCUUCUACAGAAGGAGCAAAGGGUCUGUUGUACAGUCUGCUGAAUCAGCAUCAAUGUUAUCUCCACCGUCCUCAGUCCGCAAACCCCGCUACGUCAGAAGAGAGAGGUCACUGAUGACUUCCGGUACCAGCACAACUAUUUCUGCAGAAACCAGAGUCAGCAAUGUGUAGCAGCCAGUCUUUGGAGCCCUGAGGAAUUGUAAAUACUGGCGUGGCCGGCAUGGUGCCCAUGCACCCGGUUGCUAGCAAAAGUGCCAGGAAAACAGCUGAGGAAGUGGCCGGCUGGGAAGGGGGGAAAGAUGCCAGCAGCCUUGCAUCCAACAGGCUUGUGCCAAUGAAGCAUGGAACGAAGACUCACGAUCAGAGGAGUUCUGGCUUUGAGGAGAGGGGAGCCACUUCAGCUAACUGCUCUCAGGCAGGCUGCCAAUUCUGUUUUCUUUCCUGGAUCGUAGCAAAAGACUCUCCGCUCCCCUUUUGGGACACUGCGUGCUCACUGCACGACCGCUCCAGCUCCACCAUCGUCUCUCUGACUGUCAGGAUACGGAGGUCUGGUUGGCAGCCUAGCUCCUGCGCGGCUGGGCCAUUUCUUUUUGAGGAGGUAAACUGGCUUGCGGUGCCCGCUGUUCAGUGUGAAACACAAAAGUGCCAUGUUUUUUUUAAUGCCGGUGGGAAGCGUUUGGCAUCUCCUAAUGCAGAAUAUUGCAGCAUGCCUUCAGGUUCUGAGAUGCAAGCUAGGCUGCUAGCCAGGAACUGCUCUUCCAGCACACCAUGCAAGUCUCUCUCUCUCUCUCUUUUUAAAUAAGUGGGUUUUGAACGAGGCCUUAAGCUUAUUGCAGUGUUGUCAUUGCCGAGCUGCUGAAAGAUUUUAUUUUCUUCUCCCCCUUCCUCUGUAUUUCAUGAUGGUGGGCAGUAGAAUUUCCUUUCAGGUUUAUCCACUGAGCACAUACAGCUCCAAGCGGCUCUGCUGGUUUUUUGAUGUGUGUGCUUGACAGCGCAUGGAGGCAAGAGUCGCCAAACCAUUGUGAGCAAGAAGCACACUCGGUGGCCUCUCAUCUCCAAAUGUUUGGAACAGGAGAGGUGGGAAUUUGCAAACCCUGCAAUAGUUGAUCCAUUUGUUUUUGUCUUUUUGCACUCUUUUUUUCCUACUGCAUCCAUCGUGGGGAACCUUCAGCUCCCCAGACACUGCUAGACUACAGUUCCUAUUGUCUCUGGUGGUUGGUUGUGUGUCCUAGGGCUAGCGAGGGCUGGGAAUCCAGCAACAUCUGAAAGGCCACAGGUUCCCCCCCCACACACCGCUUUCUGUAUCCUUUAUAUCAGCAGUAGUGAAGCUGGUGCUCUCCAGCUUUGAUGGCACUACAACCCCCAUCAUUUCUGGCUGUUGGCCGUCCUGCUGGGGCUGAUGGGGGUUGUAGUUAAGCAACAUCUGGAGGCCAUCACAAUGGCUUCCCCUGUUUUAGAUGAUGCCUGGUACCUUUUACAGUACUGUUCAGUGGUGCAGAUGCAGUGUCAACUGUGCAUCCAUGUUUCUUGUCUCCCUAAGAGCCAGAAAACCUGCUCCCCACCUCUGGCAUAGAUUUCACAACGCAGGUGCAUUUUUUGACCCUCACAGACUAAAGGGUCCUUCCUGCCUGUCGAAGGAGGAUACAGGAUGCAGUCAGGAUAAGUGCAGAAAUUUGUCACGGUGGGGGCACUUUAAUCUCUUUGGGUUGCAUCCUACUCAGAGAGACCCAUUGAAAUUAAUCUGAGCCUUGCUCCAUCAUAUCAGUGGGCCCACUCUGAGUAGGACAUCAUUAAAUGCAACCCUCUCAUUUAUUUUAAUGAGCUAAGAUGUAGCUUUGAAAUGGUCCUUCCUAAGCUGGGAGCAUCCUCAUUUUCUUCCGUUUAUGUGUUUUUAAACAAUGCUUUUGAGCCUCGUCGGGAUGAAGGGGGGGGGACAUCCCCACACCUCCC
Messenger RNA from Lacerta agilis (Sand lizard), 2526 nucleotides. RefSeq names its product chromosome 8 C1orf159 homolog (gene C8H1orf159). NCBI's taxonomy places the organism in Eukaryota, Metazoa, Chordata, Lepidosauria, Squamata, Lacertidae. The coding region runs from base 16 to 747 and encodes 243 amino acids. The transcript has 8 exons. The record is from RefSeq and is a predicted model, not a curated record.